GAGAUAGAAAAUGACGAACAGUCUUUAAGCGCCCAAAACAUUCACAUAUACAAAUACUUCAAUGACAGUACGACGUUAGAAGACUGUAUAAUUACAUUUUACGAAAAUUUUCAAAAGAAGUUUAACAUUGAAGUACAAACUUUACAGCCUUUACGUGAUUUUCUUGCAGAACUGAAAGAAGAAGGAAUUGUAGAAAGAUUAAUAGCUUUUCAUUACGAGUUUGUAACAAAUGAAGAUGGAACACAUGACUGUCAAUUCAUUGUAUUCUCACCAUUCAAUGAAGUAGCUAAAAAGAAAAAAAAUCCAUUACGUAUAAGAUUUCAAAUCUCUGAACCAAGUGAUGAUUUCAAGAAUGUUUUCAAUUAUGAUGCAAUGCUUCCGAGGAAAAAUGAUUUUUCCGAAAUUAGAUUUCCAGGCAUUUGGGAUAGAAAGCAAGCUAUAUUAUAUUCAAACUUAAGUAAGGGAGUUGAAAAUGAGUUCAUUGGUCAUACAAGAACUUCACCACUUCCUAACCCUAAAUACUAUAAAUUAACUGGCUUCAAUCGUGAGUUUUGGAUAGACAUGUUCUCCACUCAUGACCAUAACUGCCCAGUGUUCUUACCUCCAGACCAUAAGGACUGUCUCUACAUUGAAGCACAACUCUUAAACUCUACCAUCGCAGUAUUGUAA
Molecule: messenger RNA, 669 nt
Organism: Trichomonas vaginalis G3
Lineage: Eukaryota; Parabasalia; Trichomonadida; Trichomonadidae
Exons: 1
Source: RefSeq, a predicted model, not a curated record